Sciurus carolinensis (gray squirrel) is the source of this 2148-nucleotide messenger RNA. It is a transcript of the gene Spata21, whose product is annotated as spermatogenesis associated 21. Bases 1 to 2148 code for a protein of 715 amino acids. The record is from RefSeq and is a predicted model, not a curated record. Lineage: Eukaryota; Metazoa; Chordata; Mammalia; Rodentia; Sciuridae. The transcript has 13 exons. Gene Ontology annotation, molecular function: calcium ion binding.
AUGGACUACAAAAACACUCAGGUGUACAUGGAGGACGGGACCAAGGCUCCAGGGGUCCAGCCAAGUCCUGGUCUGAGUUCCGCAGGAAAGGAGACUGAUGCUGAGCCCACCACAUCAGGAGUCAGCCAGGUGGUGUUUCCGGAUGCCGCAGUCACCGACAGUGGGAUGCAGCCUCCAUCUGCUCCAGGAGGGCCGGAGCAGGAGCCCGGACACACGGAAGCGUCUGAGGAGUGGCCUUCGGAGGAGCUAGGGACCCAGGAGCAGAGGCUUCCAGCAAGUUCAGGGAAGAACCAAUCGUCUUGGACAGCCCCCGAAGGGCCCGGGGAGCUGCAUGCAUGCCACCAUCAAGUCAAGCCAGAGACGGACCUGGGGCAGCCACCUUCCAGGCUUCCUGUGACACCGGAGGGGCUGCUGCAGCCUGGGGUGGAGACAGAGCCCCAGCAGGAGAGAGAACAGACCCCAAGCCCUGUGGAGGAUCAGACCCCUGGGAGUUGGUGCGAAACGUCACAGCCGGACUUGGAGUCACCAGGUCACCAGGCAGCAAAUGCGUCAGACGUGGUGCAGCCAACAGAGCCUUCUUGCUCCUUGGACUGCUGUGGGCAGCCACCCGGAGACAAUGCCCCCAAAGAGGCAGGCAUCCCACACAUCGACCCACAGGAGGCCGUGCCCGAGCCCAGUGCAGAGGAUCUCGAAGACGGCUCCCAGGAAGCGAUGCUCCUACUGCCUUUGACCACCGCAGAGGAAAAGACAGCGAUCCUCCUUUUUCCAUCCACACCAAGACCUAAAACCCCCAAAGAAGAAGGCGAAGCCGUGGAGACCCAGUCAGCAGCGGGGCCUCUUCUUCCACCAGAGGUGAGGGACAUUGACGAAAGGAGGGAGCCGAGCCCCGUGCAGAAGCGCCUGCAGGAGCCUGAGCUGGCGGCGGCCCAGAUCGCUGGGAACCCCUGGCAGGGCUUCAUGAAGUGCCUGCUGGAGGUGGAGGAGGAGGAAGUCAUCCACCGGAGGGCCGCCAGGGCCCGGGCUCUGACCCCCCGGAAGUCCCCGAGGACCUUAACCCCUGUGUCCAGCUCAGCCCCGGCCAGCAGCUCCACCCCAGGCUUGCCUCUGACCCUGCUGCAGGCCCCCGCCUCCGCCCCGGCCACAGUCCCUCUAUGGGCCCGGGCGAUGGCCUCUGGAUCAACCCCGGUCCCCAUGGGAGCCCUGGUCCCCGCCACAGUGCCCAGCCCAGUCCUGCCGGGCCCCAGCUUGGACCUGGGCUGGAGGCGGCCAGAGCUUCUGUCCCAGAGCAACGACCGGAGCCUGAGUUACACCAAGGCACGGCCGGAGCCGGAGGAGCGCGGCCUCCUGAAGCUGUCCCAGGGCUGCGAGGAGUGGUCGGAGGAGCGCCUCACCCCGCGGCAGGAGGAAGCCUUCCGCAGUUACUUUGAGAUCUUCAACGGCCCUGGUGAGGUGGACGCGCCGAGCCUGAAGAACAUCCUGUUCCUGGUGGGCUUCUCCCUGACGCCGGCGCAGGUGGAGGACGCCCUGAUGAGCGCGGAUGUGGACGGAGAUGGUCACGUGGACUUCAAAGACUUCUUGGCUGUGAUGACAGACUCCAGGCGCUUCUUCUGCUCCGUGGAACAGAAUGCCCUGGCGAACAUGGCUCCUCCGAACCCCCACACUCUGCUCUUUGAGAUCCUGUCUCUGCUGGUGGAGAUGCUGGCCUUGCCGGAGGCAGUCUUAGAGGAGAUCACAAACUAUUACCAGAAGAAGCUGAAAGAAGGUACCUGCAAAGCUCGAGACACAGAAUCCGCUAUUGGCCGGCUGCGGGCACGCAGGAAGCUGUCCUGCAACGCCCCGCAGGCAGACAGCUUUGAAAUCUCAGAGCGGAAGGUCCUCAGGAUCCUGAGCCGGAUAAAGCAACAGAACUAUGCUGCCAACCUGCAGAGCCCCUAUGCCCAGGUGCCCUGCAUCCCGCUCUGCCCCCGGCUGGACAAGAAGACGGUCCGGCGGAAGCAGGGCAACCACUAUGUGCUGGACCAGUGCACUCCCACCAGCCUAAGCCCAGACAUCCGCAGCCUCUUCUUCCCGUCAGGACCUCAAGGAAGCAGGGAACACAGCUCCGACAGUGGCAAGUGGCUUGGCUCUCUGCCAGCUCGAACCCACUGA